This is a messenger RNA of Lepus europaeus (European hare), 955 nucleotides long. RefSeq names its product carbonic anhydrase 4 (gene CA4). NCBI's taxonomy places the organism in Eukaryota, Metazoa, Chordata, Mammalia, Lagomorpha, Leporidae. Gene Ontology annotation, cellular component: plasma membrane. The record is from RefSeq and is a predicted model, not a curated record. The coding region runs from base 26 to 955 and encodes 309 amino acids. The transcript has 8 exons. Gene Ontology annotation, molecular function: carbonate dehydratase activity; zinc ion binding.
GACGCCUUCCUCGCUCCGGAGCACCAUGCAGCUACUGUUCGCACUCCUGGCCCUCGGCGCGCUCCGGCCCCUGGCCGGCGAAGAGUCACACUGGUGCUAUGAGAUUCAAGCCUCUAACUACUCCUGCCUGGGGCCAGACAGGUGGCAGGAGGACUGCCAGAAGAGCCGCCAGUCCCCCAUCAACAUCGUCACCACCAAGGCAGAGGUGGACCACAGCCUGGGACCCUUCCACUUCUCCGGCUAUGAGCAGAGGAAAGCACGAGUCGUGGAGAACAACGGGCACUCAGUGAUGGUGUUGCUGGGGGACGAGGAGAUCUCCAUUAGUGGAGGAGGACUGCCUGCCCGGUACCGAGCCACGCAGCUGCACCUGCACUGGUCCCGGGAGCUGGACAGGGGCUCGGAGCACAGCCUUGACGGGGAGCGCUCUGCCAUGGAGAUGCACAUAGUCCACCAGAAGGAGACGGGGACCUCCGGGAACGAGGCGCAGGACUCUGAAGACUCGAUAGCGGUGCUGGCCUUCCUGGUGGAGGCCGGACCCACGGAGAAUGAGGGCUUCCAACCCCUAGUGACAGCUCUGUCUGCUGUCCCCACCCCUGGCAUAAACACCACGAUGGCCCCGAGCAGCCUGUGGGACCUGCUGCCCCCGGAGGAGGAGCUCAGGCACUACUUCCGCUACAUGGGCUCCCUCACCACGCCGGCCUGCAGCGAGACGGUUGUCUGGACUGUGUUCCAGGAGCCCAUUCGGCUCCACAGAGACCAGAUCCUGGAGUUCUCGAGCAAGCUCUACUAUGACCAGGAGCGGAAGAUAAACAUGAUGGACAACGUCAGGCCGCUGCAGCACCUGGGGGACCGCUCGGUGUUUAAGUCACAGGCUGCAGGCCGGCUGCUACCCUUGUCCCUGCCUACUCUGCUGGUCCCCACACUCUCCUGCGUGAUGGCUGGCCUCCUCCGAUGA